AGUUCGAUCCAUUUUCGCGCGCUGGACACGGCUCACUGCACGUGGACUCUUCAAACCAUCUUAUUCAAUGAAUGACUGGUCAUUUGAAGUAUGCAUAACUUCAGUUAAACUAAUUCAUGAUAACUUUUGAUGUAUAUGUUAACCUUAAGUGUAAUAAUCAUAGGUAUAGAUGUUUUUCUUCUUCGUUUUAGAAGUAACAAUAUAACGGAGCUUUGUGACCUUCGUUUAUAACUGUAUAUCCACCGUCCUGUGACAUCUUCACUGGUGUUAUCAAACGAAUGGAAACGAAACUUCUUUGAGAUCAAUAUAUUCAAUUCAUCAUAACAGAUAGAAAACUCAAUAACUUUCAGUUGCACCGCCUUUGUAGCAUUCGUAUAUCGAUCUCACAGAGCAACCAAUGUACCACGUGCUCAAAUGCCCGUCUACCAUACUCAUAUCGGGAACAUCUUCAUUCGCUACGAGAUUAACUCCAAGGAAUUAGAGGUAAUUUACCUGAUAGGAGGAUUUUGGGAUUAAAUCAACCUGUCAUCACGAAAGGAUGGAGUAUUCAUUGGUAACCACGGAGUCGAUGAUGCAGACGACGAUGAUGAACUUGUCGAUGAACGGGACGAAUGGAAACGAGACGAGAGGCUACACCGGUCCCGACCUUAAGCUAGCCACCAAGGUCAUCCACAUGAUUAUCCUCAUCUUUCUCAUGAUCUCCAUGGGAUGUACACUGAACUACAAGGAUUUUAAAAAGACGAUCCGUAAGCCAGCUGGUUUCUUCGUUGGUAUGCUCUGCCAGUUCGUCCUGAUGCCCUUGCUUGGAUUCUGCAUUGCCCUAGCGUUUAAAUUGCAUGCAGCGGGGGCUCUCUCGCUCCUGGUCCUAGCCUGCUGCCCCGGCGGUACACUCUCGAAUCUCUACACCUAUUGGGUGGAUGGGGAUGUUUGUCUCAGCGUAUGCAUGACAGCAGUGUCCACGGCGGUAGCUAUCGGGAUGAUGCCCCUAAAUCUCUUCAUCUAUAGCCGAGUAUGGACGGACGACAAGGCGGUCAUCCCGUACGUCAACAUCGUCACCACUCUUGUGAUCAUCCUCGUACCGGUCGCCUUCGGUGUAUUCCUCAACUGGUGGAAGAAAUGGCUGACGAAGUAUCUUACGAGGAUUGGCGUCGUCUGUUCCUUCAUUUGCAUCAUCGUCGCCUUCGCCUUCAGCAUCGUAAUGAACCCCGCCUUCCUGCGGGCUGGCUGGAAGCUCUGGUUCUGUGCAGCUGUACUUCCCAUCGCGGGGUUCUGCAUGGGUUACGGCAUCGCCCGUCUGCUCCGACAGCCACACAAGAAGUGCCGUACCAUCGCCUUCGAGACAGGCUCUCAGAACGUAUCGCUGGCCUUGACCCUCACCGUCAUCACCUUCGCCGACUCUCCUCUCUUCCUCGACAUGCUCUUCUAUCCAUCCCUCUAUGUCUGCUUCAUCUACAUCGAUUCCUUUCCCCUCAUCAUCGGCUACAAGAUCUACUCCUACUACCACAGUAAGAACCGGAAGCUCGACGAGAAGGAACACGUCGACAAGGAUGUUUACGCCGAGGUCGGCGACGAUUCGGACGACGACGACGAUGUUGAUAGUUGUAAGAAAGAGGAAGCUAAGAAGCAGGAAAUGCAACCUAUGCACAAAAAUUGUUUAAAUGAAAAUGGACAAAUAUGAUACAAGGUGCGUCAUGUUAGGCUGCCGAUCACUGCACGACCGUUCUGCGAUACAAUGGUUAAUUAAUAGCAUUCGCAUAAUAUUAUGAGUAAUUAGAUGAACCCCCACUGUCUCAGUGAACUAGUUAUACAUAUCGGUACCAAUCGGACAAUAGUGCAAUGUAUUGAUCUUAAUAUUCCUAUAAGAACUGAAUGGAUCUGACAUCUUAGAUUUUCGUUACAGCACGACCAUCAUAUUAAUCUGAUGUAGCUUUCAGUUCCAUUUUAAGUACAAUAAAGUGCUAUUGCAAUGGAACGUUUCCCUGUCAAGUGAAUAUCUUGUUAUCAGUAUUACUGUUUCGAAUUCGCUUUACAUUUUUUCUUUCUGUACAAUGAUCGCAGUUUGGUCGUAUAGUGAACGCUGUACCUAAACAUGUUUAUUACCUCUUUCGCUUGGUAUCGAACAUCUAUCAUCUGAAAUGUAAAUUGUAUAAAAGGCUAUUUUCAUGUUGUGAAUUUCAUACUAUACUGAGAAAUAUCACCAAAGCAUUAUAAUCUAUACAGUAUACAGAAUACUUUAUACGAUAUACUUGUAUAAUAAGUAAAUUGAAUUGGAAGCCGUGUAAGUGAAAUAUGAUAGUUUAUGCAUAUCUUUUGAGCAUUUUGUAAAUUCAUAAUUUCAUAUUAAGCUUCUGCUUGCAGUUAAGCUUCUGCUUGCAGUGUUUCAUGCAUUUUUUUUCCAUAUUUAGCUUCGUCUUAACAUCGCUUUUUUCGAUAAUGGACCGAAUGUAAAAGAAAUAAAAUGUGCUUAGAAAUGUUUGAUUUACCACAUGGACACGGGGACGGACUUAUGCCAUGAUAACUACACGCAAUCAAAGAACAUUUGCAAUGUUUCAUUUGUAUUGUUUGGAGUUGCUAUGGGAACCCUUAUGGGAAACAAACAUGAGUACUGAGGAGCGUUUCAUGACAGAAUUACUUGUCGGACGUAUUAUCCGACAAGUCCUGUUUUAUCAGUCAGUCACCAUAGUAACAGCGCUUCUAAUCCAAUCAAAAUCAAGGAGAGAUUUCGGAUCUGACAACUUGUAGGACGAUAGGCCUAAAUCUUGAUAAAAACGCUUCCCUGGAUGUGGGCCUACAUGUAAACGAUUGAUAAGUAGAGAUUAUGACAUACUCGAUUCAUUCUAACAAGAAAAAUGAGGUGUAUAAAUGAAAAAUGAGGUGUAUAACAUCUCUUUCCCUACAUGAAGUAUGAAUAAGAUGGAUGUUUGACUCUAGUCAAAUAAAAGCAGAAGGCGGCUAAUCGAUCGCAUGUUCGUCUCCAGUGGGCAUUUACCAUGUUUACAGUAUAAAUACAGGGGGCUGUUUCAUAAAGCUGUACUAAGUUUAGAGUGACUUUAAGAACGACUGGUGAACAUUUCUUGUGAUGCAGUAAAUGUUGUUGACCAUUAAGGCCCCAAUUCUCGAAAGAUGGCUAACUUAGUCCACUUAACUGGGGAUAGUUAGCAGGUUAGCCGAGUAGGCUAAAGUUAGCACGGGCUUAUUUAGCUACCCUAUACGAGAAUUCGGGCCUAUAUGUUCACUGGUGAGUAUUUAGCGCGUAUAAGAAGAGAUCACCAGUCGUCCUUAAAGUCGCUCUUAACUUACGGACUGCUUUAUGAAACACCCACCAGUAUUGGUAAGAAUAAUCAAGCUGGUACAUAAUAUUCACACCUAUAAUAUAAUACCAUCUUAUCCUGGCUUAUAUAGCAAGGCAAAUAUUUGUUCGUUAGAAAAAUGAAUCAUGAUUUUAGUGCGCUUUGGCUGACGGUCCAGGGAAAAUUCUUAUUGUAUUUCGUCGUAGAAUUCAUACUUAAAUUUAGGAUAAGUUUAGGCCUACCUCAGGUAUAUAAAUACAUUCUUUCUUAUGGAACAAGGAAUUGCCAUGGUUUCAGAAUCAAGAUUGAAGUUAUUUUAAUUUUCGUUGUAUCAUAGACUUCAGCACUAGACCAACUACAUUUUCUGCUGAAUCUAUUUUGUUAAAUUCGUUAUAUCAAAUAAUUUGUGUAAAAGAACACAUUGACAACAUGAUAGGAAUCGAAUUACUUUUUGAAAAUGAGAGCUUGAAAGUAUUUGUUUGAUGUAAAUUUGUAGAUAGAUGAUAAUGAUUAUCUGCAUUUGCAACGCAAUGUUGGCGAUAUAUCAUGUUACUUCUAAAUACAGACUUUCUCACACAUGUUGUUCAAAAGUAUUAUACACUGUAGAAAAUGGAGUGCUAAUUUAGCACUUACAGUGCUUGUAUAGUGACUGCACUGUAAGUGCUACAUUAGCACUUCAUUUUUUACAGUGUAUGUAUCAUUAUUUAUCGACUAUGUAAAGAACUAAGCUCUCAUUGCCACAGCAAAUAUUCAGGAUUAUGAUUUGCAAUGCUGUUUUUUUUUUCUUUCUAUUUCGUCUCAUAUUGUUGACAAAUACAGCAGCUCCUAUUAUAUAAUUCUUCUCGUUGUGCCUUGUAAACCCCAAAGCCAACAAUAAGUCGGCAGGAAGGGUUCUCUGCAAAUAACCAAUAUGGUAAUUUGGUCUUCAAAAAGCAAAACAAACAAAAAAGAAAUGGAAAAUUAGCUGAAAGAGUAUUUGUUUUUCUUCUUCACACUUUAACUGUCAUUGCAUGGAUUGCACACCUCAUGCAGCAGCUGGAGUGAAUCCCAAACUUCAAAAUGUUGUUUCUCCCCAUUUUUUCCUUUUUUUUUCUUUACACCCUAAAAAAUAUUUGGUAAAAGUGCUCCAUGAGGGUAAUUAUGUGUCCAACCCACAUUGGGCAUGUAUUUUAUUUAUCCAGUGUGAUGUAAUUGUAAUUGCUGCUUAUCUUUUAACCUUCCCGCAUUGGGUAAAAUAUUGGUUGGACACAUAAUUACCCUCGUGGUGGUAACAUUUUUACCCAAUAUUUUUACAGUGUAUUCUACAUUUAAUCUAGUACUUAUGUGGGUUAUUGUUGACUAAUUUUGCCAAGUUAUCAUGUUAUUGCUUAGAAUGUGCUUUUCCAAAUUUAAUGAAAAUCUCAUUUUGGGCGACUUAUUGUUGGUUUUGGGAGUGGCUGGUCACAUAAUUUUAUCUUGUUUCCUGUUGUUAGAGAUGGAAUAGCAACAUGCUAUUGGAUUGUUAUGAAGUGAUUUCUAUUGGCAGCUAAUCUAGAUUCAUAUUUUUGUAGAAUACUUUUAUACUAUUUGAUGAGAUUUGAGUUGCAGUUUUUUUAAAUUGUGAUGUGCGUGGUAUAUAUAAUAUAUGUUUAAUUAGCACACAAGAGGCUUAUUUCAUUUAGACAUUUAUCCAAAGCCAAAGUUUCUUGCGGAUGAAGAUCUCGUGCAUCUACACCCUUGCCAUUGUUAUUUUGAAAAUGAUCUUGCAGCCUUUUCUCCUCUGCCUUUCUUAGAUAAAAAAAAACGUACAUAGAUAAUCACUGAAUGGUGGUGUGGCCGUACAGUAAAAGGGACAAGUAGUCUGGACAGUUCCCCCUUUGCCUUUGAAUUGUCAAAAUUUAUCAAUUUUACUGUCUAAAUAUAAAGGAGCGAAUCACUUGCGUACAGAUGUGCUGCUUGGUAGGCUCUGGCUCCAAGACCAAUAAAAACAAUGAAGAAAAAUGGAAGAAAAGGGUCGGAAAACGAUGAAAUGUGACGUUAUUGAUGAAAUAUUAUGCCUAAAUCUAUCAAAUGUUGUUUUCAUAGUAAAACUGCCAAAAAUCAGCUCACUUUGCUUCGUUCUCUAUAGCGACUUUUUAGAAAUUUUCCCACAUAUACGCCAUGCUAUGCCCCCUCAACAUUUUGGGGAGCUCAUUACGCCACUCGACCAAAAUGCAGCUAUUUACCAGUCUCCGCAUCUAAUUCCGUCAAUUUGUUUUGCUGAAUGAAAAGGAAUGUCACUCGUGUUUUUUUAUUAUUAUUAAUAUCAUUACGUAACAAGCUGUUGAGUCUCACAAUUUGAAAGAUUUGACUUUCACUCAUUUUCGAGUGUAUUUAGUUCUCCUGACAUUUUGGAGAGUAAGUUUUUUUGUGUGCCAAAUUUCCACUGAAAUUCAAUUGAAUUAUUUACUUACGGCUCAUAUACCAGUAUUUGUCAUCCUAGUUCUAAAAAGAUUGACUGGAACGCCACUUAAAACAUUAAUGAUUCAACAUUGCUAUUAGUACUCAAAGUAUGCCCAAUAAGGUCCUAAUUAUCGUCAUAAAAAUAGAGUUCUAAAUUCAGCACAUUUAAGGAGCUCGUGUAAAAGUAAAUGAACCCCGAUGUGCUGCUUUCAGCACGCAAAGAGAUAAAUGACGGGCAAACUUGUGUGCAUGAUGAUUAAAGGACAAGUUCACCCCCAAAAAAGUUGAUUUGAAUAAAAAGAGAGAUAUCCAACAAGCAUAACACAAAAAUUUCAUCAAAAUCGGAUGUAAAGUAAGAAAGUUAUGACAUUUUAAAGUUUCGCUUAAUUUCACAAAACAGUUAUACGCACAUCCUGGUCGGUAUGCAAACGAGGAGACUGAUGAUGUCAUCCACUCACUUUUUCUUUUGUAUUUUAUGAUAUGAAAUAUGAAAUGGCAUGAAAUGUUUUCUCCUCAUUGUCAAGUGAAACAACGAUUAAUUCCUCCCUGAACAUGUGGAAUUAGCAUUGUUUUUUACUAUAUGGUUCAGCCUGGUUGGUCCUUAUUGUCAAAUCUGGAAAAAAAAUGAAAUAUUGUCUAAUUCAAACAAUAAAAAACAAAAGAAAUUGUGAGUGAGGGACAUCAUCGACUGUCUCAUUAUUUUACAUAUCACUGAGUUGUGCAUAUCACUGGGUUUUUUUUUAAGCGAAACUUUAAAAUGUCAUAACUAUCUUAUUUUACAUCCGAUUUUGAUGAAAUUUUCAGCAUUAUGCUAGUUUGAUUUUUCUCAAUUUAUUCAAAUCAACAUUUUUCUGGGGUGGACUUGACCUUUAUAUAGCACGUUACGUAAUGUUUUAGCCCUCGACUGCUGGAAAUCAUCACCUCGAAGUGCAGUUAUAGAGCUCAUAAAAUGCUUAAUCUAAACAUAAUUAUUGUUGUAGAAUGACAUAAAAAAAUAAAAUAAAAUUUGUUUUAAUUGCAAAACGUAUGAUAUUUUAACGUUAACCUUAAGGGUUUCAUUCCCUUGAAAUUACAGACGAUGGUCAUAGUCGCUCAAGUAUAUUUGGCAGCUAUAGAUUAUAUAGAUAUAUUAGGCCUCAUUUUAUUUUUUACUUCACGCUGCUGUGCCGUUUGUUGUGCGAUACCUUGCUCUUCAUGUAUGUAUUAUACAUUUCAUAAUGAAAUAAAACUCUGUAAAAGAUUAA
Molecule: messenger RNA, 6955 nt
Organism: Lytechinus pictus (painted urchin)
Lineage: Eukaryota; Metazoa; Echinodermata; Echinoidea; Temnopleuroida; Toxopneustidae
Product: ileal sodium/bile acid cotransporter-like
Exons: 5
Coding region: 539-1678 (379 amino acids)
Biological process (GO): bile acid and bile salt transport
Cellular component (GO): membrane
Molecular function (GO): bile acid:sodium symporter activity
Source: RefSeq, a predicted model, not a curated record